AUGACUUCGUCCUCUUUACAUGGCAUACUUGGUCAAAAGUUAUACGAUGGAAAAUCUAAAACAAUUUACUCAGUAAUUGAUCAACCUAAUCUUAUCUGUAUUCAUCGCAAAGAUUAUUAUGAUCCAUCAGUUUCAUCAUUAAGUAUUCCCGGUGGUCGUCGAUCUAGUGUCGAUAGUAUAUUUCGACUCAACAAUCAACAGCAAAAUCGUAAUCUUACUUCAAAUUCAAGCAAUGAAAGUACAAGCAAAGGUGUAUUAACAACAUCGAUAACAACUUGUGUCUAUGAAAUCUUACGUGAAGCAUCUAUACCGACAUUUUAUGUUGCUUCACACACACAACCAGAUAUAUUUAUUGCAAAAAAAUGUACUAUGAUACCAAUUUUAUGGAUUAUUCGGCGUAUAGCUAAUGAAACAUACGUUAAAUGUAAUCCGGAAAUUUCAAAUGGCCAUCGAUUUAUUCCACCAGUCAUGGAAAUCUAUUAUAAGCGUUAUCCAAUUAUUUAUAGACGUUUAACAUUAGGAAGUCUUGAUGAAAAUACUGAAUCCAAUCGUGAAAAUUUCAGUGACGACGAGGAUUCUGAUUUAGAUAAAUGUUUAUCAUCGGUAUGGUCUUACGAACAGCUACUGAAUACAAAUAUCGAUAUUGAAAAUUCAAAAAUUUCAAAAACAGAUAUUGAAUAUAUGUACGAAAUAUGUUGUGCUGUAUUUGACAUACUUGAACAUGUUUGGAUGGUUGAAAAAAAUUGUCAACUUAUAGAUUUAAAAAUCGAAUUCGGUAUAACAACAACAGCAGCCAAAGAAAUUGUUGUUGCAAAUACAUACGAUGUUGAAACAUGGCAUAUAUUACGGCCCACCGAAAAAGUUAUCUUGAAUCGAAAGGAUUCAAUUCAAGAAAACCUUGUUUGGAUAAAUAAUGCAUUAAGACAUAUACUUGAUUUAAGUACUAACAAAUCAUUAACAACUAAAGUUAUUUCAAAUUCUAAAAGUAUUGAAGAAAAAUCGAAAAAUACCACGUUUGAAUAUGAUUACAAUCAUACAGAUAAGGACAAACUACCUCCAAGUCUCUAUUCACUAACGUAUUCUUUACCAAUAAAAACAAAUCGUUGUAUUAUUGUUUGUUCAUCUGUUCAUGAUGUUGAAUAUGGACUGAAAAUCAAAACAACGCUUAAUGAAAUAUACAAUAUUCAUUGUGACAUUCGUAUUUUAUCAAUUUUUAAAUCGACACAAACCGUAUUGAAAUUUUUAUCGAAUUAUUCCUAUGAACAUAGUCAACCAACUGUUUUUGUUACACUCGGAAAUAUAAACAAUGGCCUUGCUAUGUGUCUAUCAUUGAAUUCACAAUAUCCAAUUAUACAUUGUUCAUUAUUAAGCAAAGAUCAACAAAAUAAUUUAUUUGAUACUAAUUCAUUUCUAUCAAAUGAUACAUCAUUAUUUACAGUGGUAUUUACGUUAUCAAGUGCAAUGCAAAAUGUAGUACAAAUCCUGGCUAUGAACGAUUGGAAAUUGUGGACGAAGCAACGUGGCAGACGAUUUAAAAAAUAUAUGGAUUUAAUGAGAGCUGAUCAGCAAUUGAUAACAACAGUAACACAAACAGUUAAAACGAAAAGUGGAAUGCUAAUUAGUCAAUGA
Rotaria socialis is the source of this 1629-nucleotide messenger RNA. The record is from the annotation of a GenBank genome assembly. Lineage: Eukaryota; Metazoa; Rotifera; Eurotatoria; Philodinida; Philodinidae.